Molecule: messenger RNA, 1889 nt
Organism: Erigeron canadensis
Lineage: Eukaryota; Viridiplantae; Streptophyta; Magnoliopsida; Asterales; Asteraceae
Product: suppressor of mec-8 and unc-52 protein homolog 1
Exons: 16
Coding region: 141-1682 (513 amino acids)
Biological process (GO): mRNA splicing, via spliceosome
Cellular component (GO): precatalytic spliceosome
Molecular function (GO): protein binding
Source: RefSeq, a predicted model, not a curated record
UUCUGAAAAACUCCAUUGCAGAUUUUAGAAGCUCUUACUCUUUCUUUACUAUAAUAUAUAUAUAACCCAAAACCCAAAUUCCAUCCAUAUAUACAUACAACUCUCCACCACCAAUAAUUUUACAACAAUAAUAAAUAAUAAUGUCUGCCCUAGAAAUCGAAGCUCGUGAUGUGAUAAAGAUAGUUCUUCAGUUUUGUAAAGAGAAUUCUUUGCAUCAAACUUUCCAAACGUUACAAAGUGAAUGCCAAGUAUCUUUAAAUACAGUAGACAGUCUUGAAACGUUUGUGGCCGAUGUUAAUAGCGGUAGAUGGGAUGCAAUAUUGCCUCAAGUUGCACAACUUAAGCUUCCAAGAAAGAAGCUUGAAGAUUUAUACGAGCAGAUUGUUCUAGAAAUGAUUGAACUACGAGAGUUGGACACAGCUCGUGCUAUAUUGAGGCAAACUCAGGCAAUGGGUGUCAUGAAACAAGAGCAACCUGAAAGAUACUUGCGACUUGAACAUCUUCUUGUUCGAACUUAUUUUGAUCCUAAUGAGGUCUAUCAAGAGUCAACGAAAGAGAAACGGCGUGCACAAAUUGCUCAAGCUAUUGCUGGUGAAGUCUCUGUGGUUCCACCAUCACGUUUAAUGGCUUUAAUUGGUCAAGCUUUAAAAUGGCAGCAACACCAAGGGUUACUUCCACCUGGAACACAGUUUGAUCUGUUCCGAGGAACAGCUGCUAUGAAGCAAGAUGUAGAUGAUAAAUACCCAACAACUCUUGGUCAUACUAUUAAGUUCGGAAAGAAAAGUCACCCUGAAAGUGCUCGGUUCUCACCAGAUGGACAGUUCCUUGUUUCUUGCUCUGUUGAUGGAUUUAUUGAGGUUUGGGAUCAUAUAAGUGGGAAGCUUAAGAAGGAUCUUCAGUACCAAGCAGAAGAAUCUUUUAUGAUGCACGAUGAUGCUGUUCUGUGCAUUGAUUUUAGUAGAGAUUCAGAGAUGCUUGCUUCUGGAUCCCAGGAUGGAAAGAUUAAAGUUUGGCGUAUAAGAAGCGGUCAAUGCUUGCGCCGCCUUGAAAAUGCUCAUUCUCAGGGUGUCACCAGUGUUGGAUUUUCUCGGGAUGGAAGUCAAAUUUUAAGCACAUCAUUUGAUGGAACUGCAAGAGUUCAUGGAAUUAAAGGUGGAAAGCUGUUAAAGGAAUUUCGUGGUCACUCUUCAUAUGUAAAUGAUGCCAUUUUCACAAGUGAUGGACUUCGUAUCAUUACUGCAUCAAGCGAUUGUACAGUAAAGGUUUGGGAUUUGAAGACUACUGAUUGUCUGCAAACAUUCAAGCCACCACCUCCAUUGAGGGGAGGUGAUGCUUCUGUAAAUUCUGUUCACCUUUCCCCCAAAAAUCCUGACCAUGUAAUAGUUUGUAACAAGACAUCAUCCAUCUAUCUUAUGACUCUUCAAGGACAGGUGGUGAGAAGUUUCUCCUCUGGUAAAAGGGAAGGUGGAGAUUUUGUUGCAGCUUGCAUAUCUCCUAAAGGGGAAUGGAUAUAUUGUAUUGGUGAAGACAGGAACCUGUACUGCUUCAGCCAUCAAUCUGGCAAACUUGAGCACUUGAUGAAGGUGCAUGAGAAGGAUGUGAUCGGAAUUUGUCAUCAUCCCCACCGGAAUCUUAUAGCCACAUAUGGUGAAGACUGCACCAUGAAGCUAUGGAAGCCAUGAAGCCUCUCUUUUUCUAAAUCAAAUAACCUUUCUAUUUCGUCAUAUUAUGCCAUGCCAUGCAGCAUGACCCUUGUUUUAUUAGUCAUUUUAGUUGGACUCUUUGUAACAUUAUUCAGAUCAAAUACAUUUUUAUUUGUAAUACCUAUUUAUUUCACCUCAGGUACAUACUUGACCCCGAUUCACUGAUAUGUUAUAUUUGAUUUAGUA